GUUGUAUACUUGAAUUCCUCUUUAAAGUUCAAAUGGUUACUUAUCUUUCUUGCUGUGGGGGGAGGUGGAAACUGUUCCCUGGCUUUCACCUUUCUAUGAGUGAUGAGGUGGCUUUUAGAGUUAAUUUUGUGUUGAUGACGAUGCUUAUUGUAUACAAGGUGCAACACGUCUAUUACCCAGGUUUGCCUAGUCAUCCUGAGCAUCACAUUGCCAAGCAGCAAAUGACUGGCUUUGGUGGUGUUGUCAGUUUUGAGAUUGAUGGAGAUUUGAUGGCCACUAUAAAUUCUGUUGAUGCAUUGAAGAUCCCAUAUAUUGCUUCAUCCUUUGGUGGCUAUGAGAGCAUUGUUGAUCAGCCAGCUAUCAUUGAUCUUAGUCAAUCGGAGAGGAUGAAGUAUGGGAUUAAGGAUAACUUGGUUCGAUUCAGCUUUGGGGUUGAGGAUUUCAAAGAUUUGAAGGCUGAUGUGUUCCAGGCCCUCGAGACCAAAUGAAUGGCUUGUUAAACCAGACUUUUGUUUUCUUCCCUUUUUAGGUCCUAGCUGUAGCUUUGAUUGCUCUCUAGUCCGUUGUUGCUUGCUUAGCUUCAAUUGGAAUUGCUUGCUUGGUUGAAUUGGAAUUGCUAUAUGAAAUUUUCGCUUUCUGUGGGUGUUGGUCAUUACUUCAUUCUGUAAUGAAUUUGAGAGGUAUAUAGAAAAUGAACUUAUCAUGUUUGCUUAAUUUAUUUUGUUUAAUUUAUUUGGUAUAAAUUUUAAUUUUAUUG
This is a messenger RNA of Rubroshorea leprosula, 757 nucleotides long. The record is from the annotation of a GenBank genome assembly. NCBI's taxonomy places the organism in Eukaryota, Viridiplantae, Streptophyta, Magnoliopsida, Malvales, Dipterocarpaceae.